UUGGAUAGUCCUUCCUCUUACGAAGCCAUUCUAAGGGGUGAUCGACCUAUUUCUACAUUAUAUCAGAGCAGACCUAAGUUGAUCUAGAUCUCUUUGUCGUCUAUCUUUGACAAAACACUCUCAUGUGUGAAUUGUUGUAGAUAUGUAGAUGGAUGCAACUUGGCCAUUUUUUUAAUGUUUGAUCCUUUGUGAGCACUUUUAAAUAGGCUCAAAGUCACUCUUUUUCUCCUAUAUAUGCUCUGCCUCUCCUCACAAACCCAAAAAAAACAACUGAUUUGCUAGAGAGAGAAUGAGUCUAGAAGCAGUGAUAUACCAGCAAGAUCCAUUCAUCUAUGGCUGCAUAGAUUACAACUACACUACUCAAUUGGGGGUUGAAGAAAAGGUAAAUGUUGAUCAACAGAGUUCAAUUGCUUAUAAUUGGGAGUCAUCUCCGCCGUCUCCCGUUGCUCACAACACACCAGAGGCUCGCCCGAAGAAGAGGCGGAGCAAGCCAUCCAAGAACAAGGAGGAGCUCGAGACCCAGCGGAUUACUCAUAUCGCCGUCGAGAGGAAUCGCCGCCGCCAGAUGAACGACUACCUCGCCGUCCUCCGCUCCUUGAUGCCUCCUUCCUAUGCUCAAAGGGGAGAUCAAGCAUCAAUUGUGGGUGGUGCAAUCAAUUUUGUGAAGGAACUCGAACACCAAGUUCAAUUCAUGGAAGCUUACAAGUUUAGGAAUGGGCAACAAGUAAGAACCGUGGCCACUAGUUCCGACAUAUUCUCGAAUUUCUUCACUUUCCCUCAAUACUCGAGGCCUUCAAGUAUCGCGAUGAAUGUCGCGGUGGAGAGGCAUUCGAGCAUCGCGGAUAUCGAGGUGACUAAGGUGGAGAGUCAUGCAAGCAUUAGGAUCCAAGCAAAGAGAAAGCCAAAGCAACUCCUCAAAAUGGUGGCUGGAUUUCAAUCCUUUUGCCUCAACAUUCUCCAUCUUAACAUCACAACCGUUGAUCAAUCAGUUCUAUACUCUUUCACUGUAAAGGUAGAAGACGAAUGCAAACUAAGCACGGUGAAUGAGAUAGCCACAGCGGUGCACGAGAUGAUUGGAAGGAUCCACAAUGAGCCUACAUCUAUAGCUUAGACAAGGCGCCGCACACUGCCUUUUUUUCUCAUUUCCAUUUGUAAUUGUCGACUCUCUCUCUCUCUCUACAAAUGUAAACUAAGUCUUAGGAUUCAAUUAUUGUAAGUCAUUUUCUAGGAUUCUUAUAUUCACCAACUGUGGCCUCUUCGAAACUAGAAUUUUCCAUUGAUUAA
Messenger RNA from Salvia splendens (bonfire salvia), 1284 nucleotides. RefSeq names its product transcription factor bHLH94. Gene Ontology annotation, molecular function: RNA polymerase II cis-regulatory region sequence-specific DNA binding; DNA-binding transcription factor activity, RNA polymerase II-specific; protein dimerization activity. Gene Ontology annotation, biological process: regulation of transcription by RNA polymerase II. Lineage: Eukaryota; Viridiplantae; Streptophyta; Magnoliopsida; Lamiales; Lamiaceae. The record is from RefSeq and is a predicted model, not a curated record. Bases 290 to 1111 code for a protein of 273 amino acids. The transcript has 3 exons.